UUAUUAUAGUCCAUUUUUCAUAUUCCACAGGUUGUACAGCUAUUAUUCUAUGAGAAUAAUUUACAGGUUUCAUUAUAAUACCUCUACGAUUACACAAUCAGUGCAUCCGAUAAAACGCGUGAUUCGCCAUUUUUGAAUUGUAUAGGUGUAGGUUGUAGGUAUUUUAUUUUAUUUUAUAUCAGCUGUUGAAUGUUUAAAGUGCAACCUAACUACUUUAAGUUUUUCAAUUCUUUUAACUUUUAAGUUUCCAUUAAUAAGCACAAUAAAAUAAACAAUUUUUCCUAGAAUAUGGAUUCAAUGAUAUCAAAUAACAAAAUGUACCUCCUGGAUGGCAGUUUUAUCAGUGGUAUAACACCUUAUGUAGAUAUUGACAGUGUUAUGAAACAUCCACUUUGGGGAUCACAUUUGCUUUUAAAUAAUGAAGAUGCUGUUAUUUGUAGCCAUAAAGACUACAUUAGGUCUGGAGCUGAUUUCUUGACGACCGUCACAUACCAAGCAAGCAUUGGAGGCUUUCAAAAAUAUUUGAACCUAGAUUAUGAUCAGAGUUUUGAAUUAAUUAAGAAAUCUGUUAUGGUUUGUCGACAGGCAAUAACAGAGGAAAAUGUAGAACGAAACAUACAAAUAAUGGGAUCUGUCGGUCCAUAUGGUGCAUCAUUACGUGAUUGUUCAGAAUAUAAUGGUAAUUAUAUAGACACGAUGAAUUUAAAAGAAUUAUAUGAUUGGCAUAAACCUCGAAUUCAAGCAUUAGUGGAGGCUGGAGUUGAUAUGAUGCUUUUUGAAACCAUACCUUCUAUCAUUGAAGCUACUGUUUUGCUAAACAUAUUAACUGAAUUUCCAAAUCAAAAAGCAUGUUUAUCAUUCUCGUGUAAGGAUGGAAAUUGUUUGAGUCACGGUGAAAACUUUUCAAGUGCUGUUGAAAUGUUCUGGUCGAAUGAUUACCGUAAACAGUUAAUUGCUAUUGGUAUGAACUGUUUGCACCCAAAAUUUAUAACACCACUUUUGAUGUCGAUAAAGACUAACAAUGUUAAUUUUAUUGCCUACCCAAACGGAGGUGGCAUCUGGGAUGUUACUCAAAAUUGUUAUGAUGAUACUCAAAUAUAUAAAGUUUCUAUCGAUGAUCUCAAAAUAUGGAAUAAUAAAGGAUUGAAAAUAUUUGGAGGCUGUUGUAAAACUGAUGCUAUUGAAAUAGCACGUUUGAGGAGUUUAAUGGAUGAUCUACUUGUAUAAUGCAAUUUUAAUAAUAAAUUUAUUGUUUCUAUGGUUUUAUUAAUUAUAUACUUUUAUGUAAAAUAGAAAUAAAGUUUUGCUUUAAAAAUCAA
Messenger RNA from Aphis gossypii (cotton aphid), 1319 nucleotides. Its product is annotated as homocysteine S-methyltransferase YbgG-like. NCBI's taxonomy places the organism in Eukaryota, Metazoa, Arthropoda, Insecta, Hemiptera, Aphididae. Bases 289 to 1227 code for a protein of 312 amino acids. Gene Ontology annotation, molecular function: S-adenosylmethionine-homocysteine S-methyltransferase activity. The record is from RefSeq and is a predicted model, not a curated record. The transcript is spliced from 5 exons. Gene Ontology annotation, biological process: S-methylmethionine cycle.